AAGCCUCGUUGUCCGCAAACCCCGGGGCCGGUGACGGGAGAAGGCUGGCUGGCCGAGCGGGCGCAGGGCGGAAGUCCCCGGCGGCGUGGCGGCCGCCGUGCGCAUCGCCGCGGGACCGAGGCGCGGCGUGAAGGGGAAGCAAUGCAGAAAUCAGAGAGCCACGGAGGCGUUCAGCUGAGGAACAGAGGGGCAGGUAACUGUGAUCCACGGACAUCCCCCAGCAUACAAAUAAAACAUAGGACUCCGGCUCAACAAAGCAAAUCCUCAUCCUCAACCGGUUCACCAGAAUCCGCAAGAAAACUUCAUCCUCGACCAAGUGAUAAACUUAACCCUAAGACAAUUAACCCGUUUGGUGAACAGUCCCGAGCCCCUUCUGCAUUUGCAGCUAUUUACUCUAAAGGAGGUAUUCCUUGCAGAUUGAUCCAUGGUUCGGUAAAACACACAUUGCAGUGGGAAUGUCCUCCUGAAAAUCUUCCAUUUGAUCCUCUCCUUAUUACUUUAGCUGAGGGUUUGAGGGAGACGAAGCAUCCGUACACCUUUGUGUCAAAGGAGGGCUUUAGACAAUUGCUUUUGGUCCCAGGAGCUCCAGAGAAAGCUGUGCCUUUGCUUCCGAGACUGGUUCCGGUGCUCAAGGCGGCUCUGGCCCACCUGGAUGAUGACGUGUUUGCCAGAGGACUGAGUGCUCUCGUGCAGCUAAGUGUCGUCGUUGGCCCCUCCCUAAAUGCCCAUCUGAAACAUCUGCUUACAAGUCUUUCCAAGAGACUAAGGGAUAAGAAAUUCAAGGAGCCAAUCACCAGUGCAUUACAGAAGCUAGAGCAGCAUGGUGGAAGUGGAAGCCUGAUCAUCAUCAAAUCCAAGAUCCCAACAUAUUGCUCCAUAUGCUGUUGAAGAAACCUCACACCAUGGGGACACGUGUGGGACGCCGACCGUGGGUACCUGUGGCACUUUUUUGGAUUCACUUCGGUGUAUUCUUUUGUAAAUCACAGCCACCAUUCGAGAUUUACUAGCUUCAGAUGAGUAUACGUAGUUCCACUGGAUCAUAGUAAAAGUUACUUAUCAACAAAAAAGGAUGGUCAAUGAUGGAAAGUUAUUAAAAACAGUUCUACAAUAGUA
This is a messenger RNA of Hyaena hyaena (striped hyena), 1113 nucleotides long. It is a transcript of the gene PACRGL, whose product is annotated as parkin coregulated like. Bases 142 to 888 code for a protein of 248 amino acids. NCBI's taxonomy places the organism in Eukaryota, Metazoa, Chordata, Mammalia, Carnivora, Hyaenidae. The record is from RefSeq and is a predicted model, not a curated record. The transcript has 9 exons.